This is a messenger RNA of Spea bombifrons (plains spadefoot toad), 717 nucleotides long. It is a transcript of the gene CNRIP1, whose product is annotated as cannabinoid receptor interacting protein 1. Bases 165 to 653 code for a protein of 162 amino acids. Gene Ontology annotation, molecular function: type 1 cannabinoid receptor binding. Gene Ontology annotation, biological process: negative regulation of signaling receptor activity. The transcript has 3 exons. The record is from RefSeq and is a predicted model, not a curated record. Lineage: Eukaryota; Metazoa; Chordata; Amphibia; Anura; Pelobatidae. Gene Ontology annotation, cellular component: plasma membrane.
GGAGGAUUAAAGUACACAGAGAGCCAGUGGAUUGUGUCUGCCAAUCUGGAACCGCAUUGAAUGGAUCGCUCCUCCUGAGCCAGGCUCGCUGGUCCCAUAGGGAAGCCUCUGAUCCUCCCCAACCACCCAGCCCAGCUGUCACUGUCUUCUUCGGACUGCGAAACAUGGGGGAGAUCCCUAACCUGGUGAAGAUCGCUGUCUCGCUUAAAAUCCAGCCCAAUGACGGUCCUGUGUAUUUUAAGGUGGAUGGGCAGAGGUUCGGCCAGAACCGAACAAUCAAAUUACUAACGGGAGCUAAAUAUAAAAUCGAGGUCGUUCUCAAACCAGGAGCAAUCAGGGCAAGGACAUUGAAUUUAGGUGGAGUGAUUAUACCAUUGGAAGAAAAGUCCAGGGACCCCCAAGUAGCCUGCUACACAGCAUUCUAUGAUACAGAGGGGGUGACCCACACAAAAAGUGGGGAGAGGCAACCUCUUCAAGUCAUUAUCCAGUUUGAUGACAUUGGGAACUUUGAGACCGUAUGGCAAGUUAAGUUCUACAACUACCACAAAAGAGAUCACUGUCAAUGGGGCAACAGCUUCAGCAGCAUUGAAUAUGAAUGCAAACCAAAUGAGACACGUAGUCUGAUGUGGAUCAACAAAGAGAUGUUCCACUAAUGGUCCACUGAAUCACCAAAGCUGGACAAUCUUGUGGGGAUGCCACUUUAACCAGCAUGAAAAA